AUGAGCAAUGUUCGAAAGUAUCGAAUGCCAGAGGCCAAACUGAUUGGCCAGUUGUCCAGGAUUUUGCUGAAGUCUUGUUCAUCCAUAUUAGCACGUCGGAUACUAUUAUUAUUAUUAUUAUUAUUAUUAUUAUUAUUAUUAUUAUUAUUAUUAUUAUUAUUAUUAUUAUUAUUAUUAUUAUUAUUAUUAUUAUUAUUAUUAUUAUUAUUAUUAUUAUUUUGCGUCCAACACUGCUUUCUGAACCUAAUGAUGAUUUCAGGACUCACAAGCAGUAGAAACCCUCUCUAUGUGCAUAUUUUGACGCACUUUGAGGAACACUAUUUUCGUCUUUUUGCUCCAUUGACAGAUUUUCUCCACGCGUACUCAUGA
Necator americanus (New World hookworm) is the source of this 369-nucleotide messenger RNA. RefSeq lists its product as uncharacterized. The record is from RefSeq and is a predicted model, not a curated record. Bases 1 to 369 code for a protein of 122 amino acids. The transcript is spliced from 2 exons. NCBI's taxonomy places the organism in Eukaryota, Metazoa, Nematoda, Chromadorea, Rhabditida, Ancylostomatidae.